This is a messenger RNA of Auanema sp. JU1783, 2886 nucleotides long. NCBI's taxonomy places the organism in Eukaryota, Metazoa, Nematoda, Chromadorea, Rhabditida, Rhabditidae. The record is from the annotation of a GenBank genome assembly.
AUGACUGAGUUGGACCGCGGACAACUCCGAGGUUUAAGAAAACGGAAAAUGGAAUUAUUGGAUGAAAUCGAACAUAUUAAAAAUGAACUCAAAGAAGUUGAUAAUGAACUCGAAUCCAUGUAUUAUGUUGAUGAAAGCGGCAAAUCACGAAUGAAAGUCGUCGCCAAUGGCAGAAAACGUUUUAAUAAAGAUCCCGCUAAUGGUAUCCAAUAUCUCCUUGAUAGAGGGCUGUUGAGUGACGAACGAACUAUCGCUCAAUGGCUAUUCGAAACUGAAGGACUUUCUAAAGGCGCAAUUGGCGAUUACCUUGGUUUGCAUGAUGAGCUUCCAAUUCGAGCUUUGGAAGAAUUUGUGAAAUGUUUUGAUUUUCAAAAUUUGUUUUUGGUCGAUGCUAUAAGAUUAUUUUUGAAAAGUUUUCGACUACCUGGCGAAGCCCAGAAAAUUGAUCGCAUAAUGGACAGUUUUUCACGAAAGUACGUUACUUCUAAUCCGCAAACCUUUGAAUCAGCGGACGCAUGCCAUUCUAUUGCAUUUUCUUCUAUAAUGUUAAACACCUUGCUGUAUAAUCCUAAUGUUAAAGACCGCAUCACUCUAGAGGGUUACAUUGAUAUGUGUAAAGAAUAUUUGACAAAAAAAAUGGUCACUAUACCCAUGCUCACUGCCAUAUAUGACUCUCUACGAAGCGCCGAGUUCGCUAUGCCUCAAGAUGAAACUGGCUCUGCAGAAAUUCAUUUAAAUGCAGACAGAGAAGGCUGGCUGUAUAAGCAGAGCAGUGGACAGUUUAUGGCAGGCCCCUUGGCUUGGAAAAAACGAUGGUUCGUCUUAAGCGAACAGUGUCUUUAUUAUUUCGAAAACUCAACUGAUCGUGAACCACGUGGCAUAAUUCCUUUACAGAAUGUAGGGAUUCGUCGUGUCGAUACCGGCAGCAGACCCCAUAUGUUCGAAAUCUUUUCAUUAUCGGAUGACCGUAUAAAAGCCUGUAAAACAGAGCAGGAUGGCCGCAUGGUUGAAGGAACUCAUUCAGUAUACCGUAUAUGCGCCGCCAAUCAGGAAGAUUUACGGGCAUGGAUAGAGGCGAUAGCAGGAGCCGUAACCCAUUAUCCUAUUCGUCCUCGAAUUCAUUCACUUCACGACACACGAUGGUUGAAUCCAAUUAGACCGCUCUUCUCACCUGACGACGAUGCUGCCACGGAUGCUGAUGAAGACGAAGAAUUCGAUCCUUUUAAGGGAUGUGCUGAAGCAGCAGUUCAGACUUGCGGUAGUUGUCAAUUCGUCCUUGACCCAGAUCGUUCUCAGAUUGUAGCUCAUUACCAGAGUCCUUGGCACAAAUAUAACAUUAAAAGAUCUGUUAGGGGUUUGAGUCCUGUCACUGAAGAGGAUUUCGAUGAGAAUGAUCUGGAUUCAGUAGCGAUAGAUAAUAUCGAACAAAACGAGGAAGAGGACGACGCUGAGGUGCUCAUCAGCUCAUCCUCUAGAGCGUACUUCUUACAAGAUGAUAAUGUUUUCAGUUGCUAUAGAGUUCUAAUUAAUCAGGGGGAUGUUUUACCUCAUCGUUCUUUAUUCAUGAAUCCCUUAGAUUGUGCGAUAUUCCUCAUGGCUGGAGGACAUUUCGCUGCUGGAAUCUUUAAAGAUGACAAAAUGAUCAAACACAAAACGUUCCAACGAUAUGUUAUUCGUGCCAAACAAGGAGGUGCUCAAUCGGCUAAUGAUAAUGCAAAUGGGCAUGCGAAUAGUGCUGGAGCGAACCUCAGACGGUAUAAUGAGAGAACUCUUCAACAAGAUAUAAUGCAGCUUCUAAAGUCUUGGGCACCAGACUUGUUGGAAAUUCCAUAUAUAUUCAUACGGGUAGCUUCGUUCAACAAGAAAGUAUUCCAUGGUGAAGGUUUGAUUGAUAAAGCAGAUCAGCGCAUAAGAUCGAUUCCGUUUGCAACUAAACGUCCGAGUCUUGAUGAAGUAAAGGAGACAUGGAGAAAACUCGUUUCCGUUUUCGAACAUGGACCAAAGAACGAAUUCUUGGCAGAGAUGCAAAGAUUGAAGGAGAAUAACAAAAAGAGAACAGGUCUUCAGAAGAAAAAAAAGGAGCCAACGUUCCAUGAUGUUUUGGAAGAUGAGGGAAAGAAGAAACGAGACAAGUCUCCUACCCAACCAAAAAAGACAAACCAUUUGAAAGUUGUUGAACCUGUCGAGAAAGAGGAAGAUAGAUGGCCAGAGCUUUCGGGUGACUUCCGUCACGAACUUUAUUCGUCUGUGAAAGAGAAUGCUGCUGGAGAGUUUGAAAAACUCGUAGAAAAUUCUGGUAUCAGUAAAGAAGCUAUCCUUUCUUACUUGAACGAGAGAACUUUCAACUCAGACGAGCUCACAUUCCUUCAUGUUGCUGUAUUCUUCAAUGCUGAAAAUUCUCUGAGAAGUUUACUAGAUUAUGGUUGUGAUCCCAUGAAGAAGAAUGCUGAAGGUAAAGUACCUUAUGCUUCCGGAAACAAAACGAUGAAGAAGAUUUUCGUUGAUUUCCGCAAGACAACCAAUUUGAAAUGGGAUUGGAAGAGGACACUCAUUCCUGAACCUGUCGAACUGACAGAAGAGCAAGUUGCUGAGCAAGAAGCGAAGAAGAAAGCUAAAAAACAGAAACAAAAAGAAAAGUUAAAAGAGAAAAAAGAAGUGGAAAAGAAAGAGGCUGAAGAAAAGGCUGCUCGAGAUGCCUUCCUAGCUUUGUCAGAAAGAGAGAAAAGAGCUCUCGCUGCUGAAGCUCGGCUUGCCAAGCUCACAGUUACUGCUCGAUGUGUUAAUUGCGGAGAAAAUCUGCCUAAAGUCCCGUUUCGAUACCUUGAUGUCAACCUCUGUUCCCCAGCCUGUGUAUCAGCUCAUCGUGCGAAAAACACUAAUGCUUAA